Peniophora sp. CBMAI 1063 is the source of this 915-nucleotide messenger RNA. The record is from the annotation of a GenBank genome assembly. NCBI's taxonomy places the organism in Eukaryota, Fungi, Basidiomycota, Agaricomycetes, Russulales, Peniophoraceae.
AUGACCGAAAAAGUCGACCAAAAGACCUUCAGCGCGCGGGGCUUUGGAGAGAACCUGCCGGUGGAGGUGCGCCACGAAGUGUACCCAACUAUCGACCCAACUCCGGUCUACGCGUCCCAGUCAUUGAAAGGGAAGGCUCUGUUCAUCACUGGCGCCUCGCGCGGCAUCGGCCGUACUACUGCCAUCGCGUUCGCCAAAGCUGGCGCAUCCGUGGCCAUCUCCGCUCGAUCUUCUUCUGCGCUCGAUGAGACGAAGGCCUUAAUCUUGAGAGACGUGCCGGAGGCAAAGGUGGAAAAGUAUGUGGUUGAUGUGACGAAGGCUGAGGAAGUCGAAGAUGCGGUUGAGAGAGCUGCAAUCGCUUUCGGGAGGUUGGAUGUGGCGAUCGCGAAUGCGGGCUAUAUCAACCCUUUUGACACGCCGAUGCAAGAGCGCAAGUCGUCCGACUGGUGGCGCACGUUCGAGAUCAACUUAUUGGGCGUGUUCAACACCGUUCGUCCGGCGCUCAAGCACCUGCAAAAGGUCGAUGGGUACGUUGUGGCAAUCACAUCGGUCGGCGCGCAGUUCCGAUCGCCGAAUGGCAGCGACUAUCAGACGUCGAAGCAUGCACUCAACCGGUUGGUUGAGCUGAUCGCGCUUGAGAACGCGCCAGUCAAAGCCUUUUCCUUGCACCCAGGAGCAGUAGCCACGGAGAUAGCGACAACAAGCGGUAUUGAAGCGCAGGGUGUUCAGUUCAUCGACCCUCCUGAGCUUCCAGCGGCGACUAUGCUCUACCUUUGUACCGGUAAAGCCGACUGGCUCAACGGGCGGUAUGUCAGCGUGAACUGGGACCUGGGGCAGGUCGAGGCAGAGUGGAAGGAGAAGAUUCUUGAGAAGGAUUUACUGGUCAAUAAGCUAGACGUUGUAGGAUCCGUUUGA